UCGCACACUUGCUUGCACUGUUGCGCACCGCCACCCGCCACUGCGGCAUCGCCCGAGCUCCUUCCUCUCCCAGUCUUCUCCGUUCUUCCACCACUCUCCCCCGGUGGCCCGGUGGAUCGGAAACCGCAAGGGCACCCUCACCUGCGGCUGCAAGGCCACUACAGGCUGGUACCAGCAUCUUCGCGGUGAUCGCCAUGCCUCCGGUUGCGACGGCGUCUGCUCCGAGCUCGCUUCUUCCGCUGCGCGUCGCACGCCAGGGGAUUAGAGGAGGACAAUGCUGGGGAGAACGAUCUCUAUGCGGUUCACAGUCUCACAGGGCUAUACGCGGCUCCAAAAUUUCUGCUAGAGCUUCUAUGAAUAUAACCUGCUGUGCAAACCAGACACAAACCGCGCAACGCAAAUCGUAUUCAGGACCUACCUCUCCACCAUCAGGUUCAGUGAAAGAAAAGGUGAAGCCAAGGCUUGAUGAUGGGGGUGUCGGGUUCCCGCCGUUCCGGUUCGGUGGCGGUGGAGGAGGAGGAGGCGGAGGGGGCAGCAACUCCUCCGGUGGGUUCAUCCUCUAUGUGAUUGUCUUGCUCCUGGAUUACCUGAGGGAGUUUGAGAGGAACCUGCAGAACGGGUCACGGAGGGGUAGUGACUAUGAGAACGGGCUGGCCCCACAAUAACUUGCUCCCUCUCAGUUGUUCAAAAACAAAACAGAGAAGAGCAUGUUGUAAUGCGGAGACAUUUCGGCUAGGGAAUGUAUCGAAAGACUGAGAAUUGUUCUUUGAGAAAUGAUAGCGAGAAGUAGAAACUUUAGCCA
Messenger RNA from Panicum hallii, 802 nucleotides. RefSeq lists its product as uncharacterized. Gene Ontology annotation, cellular component: chloroplast. Gene Ontology annotation, biological process: chloroplast organization; thylakoid membrane organization. The transcript is spliced from 5 exons. Bases 195 to 665 code for a protein of 156 amino acids. The record is from RefSeq and is a predicted model, not a curated record. NCBI's taxonomy places the organism in Eukaryota, Viridiplantae, Streptophyta, Magnoliopsida, Poales, Poaceae.